Molecule: messenger RNA, 2008 nt
Organism: Hippocampus zosterae (dwarf seahorse)
Lineage: Eukaryota; Metazoa; Chordata; Actinopteri; Syngnathiformes; Syngnathidae
Gene: pmp22b
Product: peripheral myelin protein 22b
Exons: 5
Coding region: 188-661 (157 amino acids)
Cellular component (GO): plasma membrane
Source: RefSeq, a predicted model, not a curated record
CUCUUCCAUAAUGAGACACUUUAUAAGAGGCAGCCGGCUGUCAGCUCUCCGUCACACACACAGCCGCUUCAGGACACCACUCGCUCUUUCUACUCAGGCUUGUUGUUUGGACAAAAACUGAUUACCGCUUUCUUUUUUCCCCUUCCCGCUGUGAAUACUCUCUUAUCCAAACUCUUCUCUCGCAAAGAUGCUGCUGCUUCUCCUGGGCAUCGUCCUCCUGCACGUCGCCGCUCUGGUGCUCCUCUUCGUCUCCACCAUAGUCAGCGCGUGGACCUCGAGUGAUAUCGGCACCUCGGACCUGUGGACCAACUGCUCCAUCAUCAAUGGAGGCUACCGUUGUGACGGCGCCUCCACUGGAGAGUGGAUCCAGGCGGUCCAGGCCCUCAUGAUCCUGUCCAUCAUCUUCAGCUGCCUGGCGCUCUUCCUCUUCUUCUGCCAGCUUUUUACUCUGCAGAAGGGCGGACGCUUCUUCAUCACCGGAACCUUCCAGAUCAUUGCCAGUUUGUUUGUGAUGAGCGGCGCCAUCAUCUACACGGUGAUGAGUCCAGAGUGGGUCCCUGACACGGACGAGUUUGGUUACUCCUACAUCCUGGCGUGGGUGUCCUUCCCCAUGGCACUGAUCAGCGGCCUCAUCUACGUCAUCUUGAGGAAGCGAGAAUGAGCGCCGCCAUCCCCAUCGUAGCACUGACGUCAGCUACCCCACACCCCAACAACUACGCCGCCACUUGCCGACGCCCCCGAGCAAACCGACCGCGUCUCCGUUUCAAGAUGUAUAUAGUAUCUAUGGUUUAAAACCUAUUUAUAAUGUAACACUUUUACAUACGUGUACAUAGUUUUUGUGUUGCUCUGUCACGUGAGCUUGGUUCGCUUGAUUAAGUGCCUCUGUGUUUGUUUUGUUUUGUUUGUUCAUCUGCCAAAGGAUUAACAGUACAUUAACCAAAGUGCAUGUUUAAAACAGACUAGGAGGAUUAGCAAAUUGUUUUGUGUGUGCGUGUUUAGUUUGAAAAGAAGAGUGGUAAGUAAGCCAGGAGACAACAACAUUAAGCGAUAGAUCUGGUCCUUUUUUUUUUCUACGUGUGAGCUUUUUAUAUUUCUUUUCAACAAAAACAAAAGAUGGUGCUAUUAUUCUAUUAUAAAUAUUUAUCAUUCCUCUUCCAUCACGCCACUCGUGGGUCGGUCGGUGGACGUCGGAUUUCAAUCCAUUCAGUCAUUUGGACUAUCGGUAUUAGCUAGAACAGUACAGUACAAUAACAUGACGAUAUAAUCUGCGGCUUCUGCUUCGUAGCUUUCGUCUCAUUAUUUGCCCAUUUUUGUUUUUCGUUCUUUUUCCAUUGCGGCUUAUACCACUUUGUAUUUGUGACUGUUAACCACAUACGCAAGUUAGAUGCAAACAAAGGCCAAGUUGGCAAAGAAGAGCGCGACGUGGCCGCACGCAUACUUGAACUCCGCCGCACAACAACAUUGUGUCGUAAACGUUGUGCCUAACGAAACCAUGCACACGCCUUAACUCCAUCGAAAAUUGAAAAGUCAUGAUAAACUAGCUAGCGCUGAUGUAUUCUGCCGAGAAAAGGGACUGAAGUCGCAUUAAUUACUUGAUGCAUGUGGGAAUAAACAGAUUUCACACACACACACACACACCUACACACACAACACUGCACUACCAGGGCUGCAAACGUGAAAAUAAAAGCUAAUUUUGAACCAUUUGCCUUGUAUUAAUCUGUGAGCUGUGAGCUAUACUGUACAACAAAGCUGCCGGCACUAUCAAGGCACUAAGCGGCAGCCAUCUUGCAUCGAUACAUCUAUUGUAUAAUGUUCAGUGUGGAUCCAGUUAGAAGAGACUUGGCGCUCUGAUGACGACUGCCCGGCUAUUUUGCCGCGGGUGCUUUGCGUGUGCGCGUGUCGUGUAUUGUCUCAUGUUUACACUCAUGUGUAGCGUUCGCCGUGUUACCAAAGCUAACUGUGAUUUACAGCGUAAUCAAUAAAGAGGACCUCUCUGACCACCAAAAAA